This is a messenger RNA of Theileria orientalis strain Shintoku, 2355 nucleotides long. Its product is annotated as glutaminyl-tRNA synthetase. The transcript is spliced from 8 exons. Gene Ontology annotation, cellular component: cytosol; cytoplasm. NCBI's taxonomy places the organism in Eukaryota, Apicomplexa, Aconoidasida, Piroplasmida, Theileriidae. Gene Ontology annotation, biological process: glutaminyl-tRNA aminoacylation; translation. The record is from RefSeq and is a predicted model, not a curated record. Bases 1 to 2355 code for a protein of 784 amino acids. Gene Ontology annotation, molecular function: ATP binding; glutamine-tRNA ligase activity.
AUGGCUAAAUCAGCAAGUCCAGUAAAUUCACUAUCCACAAACAUGGAUAAACUAUCAGUGAGUGAUUCUAAGGAUCAAACGAACUUUAUAUUGCAAAUAGUCGAGGAGGAUAUAAGGUCCGGAAAACAUAAAGAGGUUGUAACCAGAUUUCCGCCGGAACCGAACGGUUUCCUCCACAUAGGUCACGCGAAAAGCAUAUGCUUGAACUUUGAAUUGUCAAAAAGGUUUGGCGGAAGAACCCAUUUACGCUUUGACGACACAAACCCAUUAACAGAGGAGGUAGAAUACAUAGAAUCUAUUAAAAAUGACGUGAGAUGGUUAGGAUACGAUUGGGGUGAACACCUCUACUACGCAUCAGAUUAUUUCGACCAACUGUACGAAUGGGCAAUCGUGCUGAUAAAAAAAGGACUAGCAUACGUAGAUGAUCAAAGCGUAGAGGAAAUAAGAGCAACAAGAGGCUCACUCACGGAACCAGGAGUAGAGUCGCCGUACAGGAACCGCUCAAUCGAAGAAAACCUGGACCUGUUUGAAAAAAUGAAAGACGGACACUUCCCAGACGGAAAAUGUGUGCUUAGAGCAAAGAUAGAUAUGUCUUCCUCGAACAUGAACAUGAGAGACCCGAUCCUGUACAGAAUAAUACGCUCAGCACACCCGAACACAGGAGAUAAGUGGAUAAUAUACCCAAUGUACGACUUCGUGCACGGACAGUCGGACAGCAUAGAAGGAAUCACACACUCAAUAUGCACGACGGAGUUUGAACUACACAGACCGCUCUACGAAUGGUUCCAGGAGAUGCUGGAUAUUCCGAGAACGAGACAGAUCGAGUUUGCAAGGUUAAACCUGAGCUACUGCGUGAUGAGUAAAAGGCUAUUACUGCACCUGGUAAACAAUAACAUGGUUGCGGGCUGGGAUGACCCGAGAAUGCCAACAAUAUCAGGGUUGAGAAGGAGAGGGUGUACACCGGAGUCAAUAAGAAACUUCUGCAGCAAGAUAGGUCUCGCAAAGAGAAAAAACACAAUACAAAUAGAACUCUUGGAGAACUGCAUAAGGGACUCACUGAACAAGUGCUCAAAGCGGUUCUUUGCAAUUCUUGAUCCGCUGUUGGUUGAAAUAGAAAACCUCGAUGACACGUUUUCAGAGGUGGUGGAAGUGAACGCGGACCCGGACCAUAAGCGAAAGCUGACGUUCUGUAAACACAUUUACGUGGACAGAAAGGAUUUUUCGGAAACACCAUCUAGUGACUUCUAUAGGUUGUACCCAGGUAAUGAAGUAAGAUUGUUUUACACUUACUGGAUUAAGUGUACGAAGGUUGUUAAAAACGGAGAUGUUGUAGAAAAAAUAAUAUGUGAGUACGAUCCAAAAACAAAAGGUGGAAAGCAUGAAGAUUCAACAAGGAAGGUAAAAGCAACAAUACAUUGGAUGAGUAAACACGAUUUAUGCCCAGCAACAUUCAGAUGGUACUCAAGAUUAUUCACGAAACCAGACCCGAAAGAAGGAACAAAAGGAGAACUGGGAUGGUUGGAAAAUUUAAACAAAGAAUCACUGAAGGUGUAUAGGGGAUACGUGGAAAAGAAAGCCACAGAACUAAAAGUGGGAGAUCCAAUACAAUUCGAAAGAACAGGAUAUUUCACAAAGGAUCCAGACAGCACAGAAUCGGAAAGCGUGUUCAAUCUGACGAUAACACUCGUGGACGCGCUCAUAAAAAACGUAGGCCUGAUCCACAACACAGUGGUCCUGGCAGGAUGGCUGUACGUGGAACUGCUGGUACUAUACGUCUUCCACAAACACCUGUAUAACGGAAAAAAAAUAGAUUUCAAGACCUUCAAUAAAAUUAACUUGUGGCGAAACGUGUCACAAGAGUAUAAGAUAGUAGUACUGGUAAACUCACUCAAUCUUCUGUUCCUCCCAGAUAGCAAAGGGGAGAGGAAGGAGUUCAUGUGGCUGCUGUUCAGCCACUCGAAGGCGGCGCUGAUGUACUUCGUGGCCUUCAAGCUGCUGGGAGAGGACGCGAACCUCCAGUGGAGCAUGAUGAACCUGCUGACGUUCAAGCUCCUCAGCCUCGUGGACACGCUCAACAGGUUUAGCAACUUCGUAGAGCAGAAGAUUGAGUUUUUGGAAUGGCUACACCACAUGCUGUUCAUGGUCCUCUAUCCCCUCAUAACACUAUCGGAGAUGAUGCUGGUGACAUCAUCAUUUAAGUUUCUGAAGCGGUUUGACAGAUAUAAGCUGUUUCCGUCCCCAAUGCCUAAUCGUUACAACUUCUACGUUAACCUGCAUCACCUGUACAGGCUGUUGCCAGGACCCAUGUUCAUAUACUCAGCAAUUUUUUACUUCACCAAAUGUAAACACACAUAA